This is a messenger RNA of Drosophila virilis, 964 nucleotides long. RefSeq lists its product as uncharacterized. Gene Ontology annotation, molecular function: protein binding; serine-type endopeptidase inhibitor activity. Lineage: Eukaryota; Metazoa; Arthropoda; Insecta; Diptera; Drosophilidae. The record is from RefSeq and is a predicted model, not a curated record.
GAACUGGAUUUACCAGAAACUGAUCGUGGAAAACCAGUUUCAUGAAGUCACUUGUCUAUUUAUGUUCGUGUUAAUUCAGUCUUAUAAGUGUAAGCCAAGUGGCUUGGUUUAGUUCAGGUGCAACAGCAGAGCCUCGCAGAUACAUUUCAGAAAUGACUAAUUACUAUCUGCAGCCAUGGCUCUUAACGGUUUGUGCCCUUAUCACCAGCGAUCUAGUGGCCACCCAAGAUUUCCUAAUAUUCGCAGCCACCACAGGUUCGCCUCCAAUGAGCACAAGGCCAACAGCUCGGCCGGCUGGCGACUUUGUGCUAGUCAACAAUGAGCCAGUGGUGGGAACUAUGACACCGUUUGUCUCUGCAGCACCGGCUGCGACGCAACAAUUCCUGGACUGCUUUGGUCGUUGCCCCACAACGCCAGAGUAUAAUCCGAUCUGUGCGAGCAACAGGCAAAUGUAUCUCAACGAACAGAAGUUUAACUGCGCUCUGUUCUGCGGUGCCGAUAUACGAAUUGUGCGACGAGGCAGUUGUCAAGGUCUGUUUCCCAUGCAGCGCGGCUGAAAUGUGGCUUACUCAUAGUGUACAUAUAGCUAGUAAUUUAAUGAUACUAUAAGAUAUGAGCUCCGGAUGCAACCGACUGUGCAAUACCCUGCUCCCAAUGGGACACCUGACAGGCAGGAACCUUCAAGCUGUGACUUCGACGGAGAUUGGUUUAGUCAUGCCUUCAAGACGAAAGAGCCGUACAGCAAAAUACUCUGCUUCACUUUGUGAGCAGACUAUAAAAAUCUGUUUUAAGACUUUAAUUAUAUAGCUUUCCUAGGAAUAAAUAAGCAUGUUUGGGAACAACACUUGUGAUAUUGAUAAGCGCAAAUAUUUUGUUUAAACAUUGUACAAAUUUACAAACAGCUGGCCGAAUUGUUUUAAUAAAGUAGUCACCUAUGCGGUACCCUGUGUCCGCAACUAAAGUA